Tremella mesenterica DSM 1558 is the source of this 2827-nucleotide messenger RNA. RefSeq lists its product as uncharacterized. The record is from RefSeq and is a predicted model, not a curated record. Bases 1 to 2724 code for a protein of 907 amino acids. Lineage: Eukaryota; Fungi; Basidiomycota; Tremellomycetes; Tremellales; Tremellaceae. Gene Ontology annotation, molecular function: nucleic acid binding. The transcript has 4 exons.
AUGCCAAUACCUGCUCCUCCUCCUCUUCCUCCUCCUCCUCCAUCAUCCUCUCCUGUUCCACAUACCCCAAAAGCAAAAGCUAUCAAAUUGGAUAUACCUAUAGAAGGAUUAUCUCUUCCUGAAAAGAUCUCUAUCGGUGCGCGUGUUGGUCAUAUGGAAAAGGUGAAGCUUGACAGACUUUCAAAUGAGGAAGUUACGAGAGAUGACGAUGUUGAUAUUGACAAUGAGGGUGAUAUGGAUGGUCGCUUGACACCAAUGCCCGACUCAUCUUCAAAUCGUUCGAGUCUCACAAACCUCACUACACCCUCACAACGUUCAUCUUCCCCUUCACCACCCACUUCCCUUUCCUCUGAUCCCGUCGCGCCGGACUCUACAGCUGCUUCUGAUCGCGCUCAGGUCCUCGACAAUUUAGCUCCCGCAGAAGUGGGACUCUGCGCGCUACGAGACGAGAUUCAGCUCCGUAAUGCACUCCUCAGCAAAGAUCGUCUCUUCCUUCUCGUCAUUGCAAGAGAGGUCGAAUCGUUUCUCGCUCUGCUGAAAACUUCGGGCGCCAGUGCUGCGGCAGUGCAGAUGAUUCCCGGCGGUGCGGGCGGGUCAUUGGCUGCUACAUUGGGUCCGAGCUUUCAACUCGGUAGCACACCAGGAAGCAAGUUUCAGAGGAUGCUGGUUUAUAAGACGGCGGAAUGGUAUGGUCUCAAAGCAUGUCCUGGCGCGGAAGAGAAGAUGGUUGUAGGUGUUCAAGGGAAUUUGAGUGAGAAAGCCCACUCUCUGAGACUCGCCGAAAUGGUUCCUAAACCUCCAUCGCCCACUCAGAAAUUCAAGAUAAUGCAACGAGCAAACGAUAACGUCAACGACGGUCAUCGCGGUUCCUCAACAGAAUUCUCAGCCGAGUCCUCUGCGCAAGCUCAGGCUAUGAAGAAAAAGACCCUGGAAGAGCGAGAGCUUGCUUACGCUUUGGCUCGGCAGAGAAUAUAUGGCUCAGGCUCCGACCCUUCCAAAACGGGAAUUUCAAAUGCCAAUGGAGGUGGUAAUGAAAUCAACGGUUCGGUCAAGCAAGGAAUGGAUGACGAAUUUGACCCUGUCCCUCGACAUUUAUACGCCGGUGAACCUAGCUCCCCAUAUAACGCAUCGGGUGAACCUGUGUACGCAUCAAUAUUCCACCCUGUCAAAUCAGAGUCUCAGCCCGUUCCUCAACGUCAAGCACCUCAACAAGCUUACGCAGGCUAUAUGUAUCAUCCCAAUCAACACCCGACGCAAUUCGUCUAUUGUCCUCCUCGAACCAUAGGGCCACAAGGAUAUCCAGAUGAGAGCGGAUAUCCCACCCCACAAAUGGCACCCAUGGGUCCUAUUCCAUACGGUCCCUCCGCUCAAUAUUCCGAGGGCUCUUCAACAUAUAUCGGUCCAUCCACGCAGCCGCAAUAUGCACCAUCAGACUGGCCGACCCAACCACCAUCUCAAUACCAUAAUCAUGCCCCGCCUCAUCCGAUGAUUCCGGAACAUAUGGCCAUGCCACCACCAGGUUGGGUCUACCUCGGUCCUCAACCUCCCAAUGCCGUGGGGAUACCACCGAGAAUGCCAAUGAUACCACAAGGUAUGCCAGCUUAUCCACAACCGUUCCCUUAUCCUCCCAGCCAGAGCUAUAACUCAAGGACACUACCUGUGGCAAGGCCCAGCAUGACCAACGGAGGCGGCUUGGCUCAGCCUGUGCCACAUCGUCCCGGCAUCUUCCCCCAUUCGUCGUCCGCUUCGUCUAUAUCCAGCGUGUCGUAUCAAUCAUACCCGGAUGGAUCACGUCCUCAUUCCAGAGGAUCCACCACGAGCACACGGAGCGCGACGAGUAGUAUACGAUUCGGACAAAGAUAUCCGAUGAAUGGGUUAAGACAGGGGGGUAAAUCGGGUAUCAAUGGAAUGACGAGUUUAGUUCAUAGCGACAGACGGAGUACAAGAGGGCAUAGUCCUUCAUCUAUCACUACAGCAUCAUCAUCACGCUCAUCUCGACGAACCAAUUCCAUACAACUAGCACCUCCUGCUCCUGGUCAAUUCCCCCUUCCUCAAAGACCAGAUUGGGCAGCCAAUAACGUACCUUAUUAUCCCUCUCCUCUGCCCCUUCAAGUCCCUCAGAUACCAAACGGAGCAUCAAGCCAAACCGAUUUCCCACCUCUGUCUGGACCUUUAGGAAGAAACGGGACCAACGCCGAGCCAAUGCAAGUGGAGCGUGCGAAGAUACGUGCGGGGCAGAAUGCGUGGAAUGGUAACAGUGGUCGUCCUACGCAAUCAUCAUCACCCUUGUCUUCUCCCAAAAUUCAAACUGCUACUCUUUCCAGGCCAAGGACACCAGCGCCCAGUACGAUAAUACAGACGACUCCGGUUGUUUCUGUCAUGUCUCAUCCUUCUCAAGCAGCUCAAUUGACUUCAUCAACAUCUCACUUAACUGCAGUAGUCCCACCCCAAGUCAUCAUUUCUUCUGAAGAUCCGGAUUUCCCACGUCGCAUUCCCUCCGCCCGACCGGCAGCUGUCUUGUUCGAUCCCUCGGCACCUCCACAACCCCGACCAACCCCCGCUGUCGCUCCUGUGGUAGCAGGAGAAACGGAGAUCGAGGCCAAGUUGAGGGAAGUGAGCAUCAGUGCUAACGUUGUCAUUGGACCUCCCAAGGUUCACAUGGCGGCGGCGGUAUCGAGUGCGCCGACAGGACCUUCGUAUGCGAGGGUCGUCAGGAGAGAGUAGUGUGGGGGUAUGGACAUCAACUCUCUACCUUCGAGGUUUACAUCGAGGUGGUGGGGUCUCGGACGACACUCCUUGCGGAUAUGGUGGUUGUGUCACUGGUGUG